AUGGACGACUACGGAAUGGGGUCCUUGAUGGAGGACCCCGAGGGCUACUACCCGCCGUCGCCGCCGCCGACCAAGCAGGUGUACACGAUGCGCAGCGGCAAGGCGGUAACGCUGCACCUGGUCGGGCACAGCCCUACCGAGGCGCACCACCUGUGGAACGGGGCCAAGUUCGUGGCCGACUACCUGGAGGAGGAGCCCGCGCGGGUGCGCGGCAAGGCGGUGCUGGAGCUCGGGGCGGCGGCGGGCCUGCCAUCGCUGGUGGCGGGCAUCCUGGGAGCGCGCAAGGUGGUCAUGACUGACUUUCCCGACCCGGAGCUCGUGGAGAACAUGCAGAAGAACAUUGACGAGUGUGACGGCACGGUCGAGCCACAGGGGCUCAUUGGGCGGACCGUGAACGCGGCGGGGUUUGUCUGGGGGGCUGACCCGGUGCCGUUGCUGGCGAGGCUGCCGGUGGAUGACGAGGAAGACGGCGGGGAGACGAGGAGCGGCGACAAGGACGAGGACGAAUACGAAGACGGCAAGUUUGACGUGGUGGUGCUGGCGGACCUGCUCUUCCGGCACUCGGAGCACGGGGCGCUGGUCAAGACGAUCAAGGAGACGAUGCGGCCGGGGCGGGCCAGCGCGGCGUACGUCUUCUUCACGUCGUACCGGCCGUGGAAGCAGGAGCUCGACAUGGGCUUCUUCGACGUGGCGCGGGCGGCGGGGCUCGAGGCGGAGCAGGUGGCGGAGCGCAAGCUGGAGCGGCCGCUGUUUGCGGGGGACCCGGGGGACGUCGAGGUGCAGAAGACGGUGAGGGGGUUUGUGGUGCGGUGGCCGGCGGAGGGCGACGAUGGAUAG
Hirsutella rhossiliensis is the source of this 837-nucleotide messenger RNA. RefSeq names its product lysine methyltransferase domain-containing protein. NCBI's taxonomy places the organism in Eukaryota, Fungi, Ascomycota, Sordariomycetes, Hypocreales, Ophiocordycipitaceae. The transcript has 2 exons. The record is from RefSeq and is a predicted model, not a curated record. Gene Ontology annotation, biological process: peptidyl-lysine dimethylation. Gene Ontology annotation, molecular function: protein-lysine N-methyltransferase activity. The coding region runs from base 1 to 837 and encodes 278 amino acids.